AUGCCUCUGCAUUCUCUCCGUAAGCGCAAAAUCGUACGUGGAGACUUUCAUUUCUAUGCCCCGGUGCUUGACUAUCGGUGUGGAAACUUUCUCCUCGUCCCGCAUCCGAGUACUCUUUUCCCCGAAUUUAUUCAAAGGAUCACUUUUGUGAUCCUCCCGCUACUCAAACUCCCGAACGAAUAUAUCUCCCAGCGUAAAUUAAAGCGACACCUCAGUCUCCGGGACUUAUCUAAGACUUCCGUUCAGGUAUCGGGGGAUCGAGAUCCAUCGGCCAGCCCAUCGAAAUCCCCUUCACGUGAAUCCAGGCAUCUUCGGAGAAGUACCAGAAGAAUCGUGUCAACGAAAGAGUCAACGCCGGUGAAUCUUGAACUACCUCUAUCGUUAGCCAUCUCAGUAUGUACACAAGUUUCGACACAUCUGCAACAAGUCCAUCGUUCCCAUUCGCACCCUCGCAUAUCCGAAUCUUUUGAAAUCGAUUUGUCAUCUACUUCCGAGAAUACACCAGUGUUUGAGAACGACGAAGAGGUCGGAUCAAACUUACUUCAGCCGUCCUUUAUCCUCAAGUCUAUCUCCUGCCAAGACCUUGGUGAUCAAUCCGUAAUGACAAACUCUCCCGUCUUCUCCCCGACUCCUCCUCUACCAUGUAGUAAUGCUGCUCCUUCAGUUCCUUCGAUCCCUGCGGACUUGGCAGCGUUGGACUAUGAUAGUUCGCAAGAAGUUGGUCAUGACUCGCCUUUGGAAGUCACUAGCUCGCUUCAGGCGAUCUGCUCGUACCAGAAGGCAGCGAUGUCGAACUAUUUCACAACGGUCGAAGACAUGGCAUGGAUCUCGAAGACGUCGAAGAAGGACGUCUUGCUUUGGCAUCACCGAACGUCGCAGUCGUCCUUCUAG
This is a messenger RNA of Guyanagaster necrorhizus, 891 nucleotides long. RefSeq lists its product as uncharacterized. Lineage: Eukaryota; Fungi; Basidiomycota; Agaricomycetes; Agaricales; Physalacriaceae. The transcript has 9 exons. The coding region runs from base 1 to 891 and encodes 296 amino acids. The record is from RefSeq and is a predicted model, not a curated record.